AUGAAUGGCUCUGCAGUCUCAGAGUUCAUUCUCCUGGGCCUGUCCCGCUCUCGUGCUCUCCAGCUCCUCCUCUUUGCCUUGGUUUCUGCCACAUAUGCCACCAUCCUUCUGGGCAACUUCCUCAUCAUGGCAACAGUGUGGGCAGACUCCCGCCUCCUCCAGUCCCCCAUGUAUUUCUUCUUGGCCAACCUCUCCUUUAUUGACAUGGCACUGGGCACUGUAACUGCUCCCAAGAUGCUUCAUGACCUGAUAAACCAAGGCAAUACCAUCUCCUACGGCGGCUGCAUGACCCAACUCUUUUUUGUACACUUCCUUGGUGGCUCUGAAAUGUUCCUUCUCACUCUCAUGGCCUAUGACCGCUAUGUGGCCAUCUGCUACCCACUGAGCUAUACAGCCAUCAUGCACCAUCAGCGCUGCUUUUGCUUACUUCUGGUCUGCUGGGCUGGAGGCCUGCUUCAUUCUACUACUCAGUUAGCUUUGAUCAUCCAGCUGCCAUUCUGUGGUCCCAGCGAGCUGGACAAUUUCUACUGUGAUGUGCCCCAGGUGGUCAAGCUGGCAUGCAUGGACACUUAUGUACUUGAGAUACUUAUGAUGUCCAACAGUGGCCUUCUCUCACUGCUGUGCUUCUUGGUCUUGCUGGGAUCAUAUAGUUUCAUCUUAGUGACACUAAAGAGCCACUUUGAAGAUGGAAGCGGAAGGAAAGUUUUGUCUACCUGUAGUUCCCACUUGACAGUAGUGAGUCUCAUCUUUGUGCCUUGCGUUUUUGUUUACUUCAGGCCUUUCUCCAGCUCAAGGGUAGACAAGAUGGCCUCUGUCUUCUAUACUGUCAUUACACCAAUGCUCAACCCCAUUAUCUACACGCUGAGGAACCAGGAGGUCAAGGAAGCCAUAAGGCGGUUGAGGAACAGGUGUGUCUUCUGCUGGGCAUAA
This is a messenger RNA of Alligator mississippiensis (American alligator), 930 nucleotides long. Its product is annotated as olfactory receptor 4Q3-like. Gene Ontology annotation, cellular component: membrane. NCBI's taxonomy places the organism in Eukaryota, Metazoa, Chordata, Crocodylia, Alligatoridae. Gene Ontology annotation, molecular function: olfactory receptor activity; G protein-coupled receptor activity. The record is from RefSeq and is a predicted model, not a curated record. Gene Ontology annotation, biological process: G protein-coupled receptor signaling pathway. The transcript has a single exon. Bases 1 to 930 code for a protein of 309 amino acids.